UGGGAGUCGUUUGUUGGAUUUUAAAGAUCAGUACUGAAGUUCGAGUAGCUUAGGGAAUCUUGAUGUGACCUGUAUUGUUAUCUACUCUUUGUGUUCUUUUUUUUUUGGGUGUUGUUACAUUUGUUGAAUUGUUGAGUAAGUGGAAACAGAAAUUUAGUGAUUGAUUUUGAUUUUCUUAGGAAUUGAUGAAAAUCAAAGAAGAUUCUAAGGUUCUUGAUUUUUUGUUGAAUUUUUUAAGAUCAGUAGUGGAGUUAGAACAGUUCAGGAGAUUUUGAUUUACUGAGUUGGUGAAUUGGUGAGGUAGUGGAACCAGACAUUUACUGGUGUGAUUUUGAUUUUAUUAGAAAUUGAUGAAAAUUAUAGGACAUAAGACUGACAUUUCUCAGGAAGUGUUGGAUGCUGUUAUUUGAAACCUUGUAUAUGUAAAAGAUUGAAAAUAAAAAGAAAGCAAAAAGCUACAGUUUAUUUUUGGGCACAUUUAUUUAUUUUUUGAUUUGUGUGGAAGAAGACAGACCAGCUUGUGGGAUUACACGGAGUUUGUUGGCUAAUCUCGUUUGAAAUCAUGGCACUACAUAGAAGUAACUGUUUGCUGUUUUGUAUUCAAAUCUUCUCCUAUAUGCCUCUUGCUAAUUAUGCUUAUUUAUUUUCCUUCUCCAUGAAUCAAGAGAGAUGGACAGGUCCUGAUUUUAAAUUUAUAUCAACCAUCUUAGUGAACUUUUUGGUUUGAAAAAUAAUGUGAAUACCAAGUUUUUUUUUUUUUUUUGUUUUCAUUCACUUUCCCUGUUCCAUUUUUCUACCAAAGAUUAGCAGAGCAGUCUUUUGCACUGGUUGCUUGAUAUUGAUACUGAUGCGAGUUUCUGUCUUAAUCAUUUAAUAUUCUGUUUUGCUCAGUCUUGUUGUUUUUACUGUUUGAGUUUGCAUGCUCUCUAUCUAUGCCUCUUUCCAUCCUUUCCAGUUCCCUCUUCUAAAAUUAUCUUUCAAAAACUUGAAUUGCUUUUGAACCAAGCCAAUUCUUAUUUAUUCUCUAUGGUAGGAUGGGGCUGCAUUGACCUUGAGGCGGCUUGUAGAGGAAGAAGCUUGUGAUCUUAGUAGAGAAGCUUUUGCUCGUUUCAUGGAUCAUCUAUAUGAACUCAUUACUACAUUUCUUGAUAGUAAUGAAGUUUCUGAAAAUCGUGAUCCUGAAAUAUUGGUCCUUACUAGUAAAGUUCUUGGUCACCUAGAUAGAUCUGGUGGUGCAAUGACUGCAGAUGAAGUGGAACGUCAGGUUAAAGUUGCACUAGAAUGGCUUCGUGAUGAAAGAAUUGAGUAUCGUCGCUUUGCUGCAGUCUUAAUAUUAAAGGUACAAUUAGCAUAUUUCUUCAUGAUUUGUUCUAUAAGCAAAAAUUUUGAAGCUGGGUUUUGUUUAUUUCAUCUUUACAUGAUGGGGAAACUUUGAAUUGAAGUCUCUUUUUUUGGUUACUGUCUCUCCACCCUAGAAAAUUCUACUGUUCUCACCGCCAUUCUACCAAAUCUCCCUUUUCCUUUCUCCAACUUUUCCACCCUCCGAUUUGCCAUUGUUAUAGAAGGUACCUAAAGAGGAUUCCUCACUUUUCUCUCUCUUUCAAAACCGUGCAUGAGACUUUCAUCUCGCAUGGCUUCUAAGUGAUAAAAGAAAGAAGUGUUCCCAAAACUGAAUACAAAUAUUAGCUAUUUAUUAAAAUUGUAUCCUAAAGGUUAACUAGUGUUUUUUUUCCUGUUAUCACCGAAUUAAGAGUGAAAUAGUUCAUACUAU
This is a messenger RNA of Capsicum annuum, 1771 nucleotides long. RefSeq names its product serine/threonine-protein kinase TOR-like. NCBI's taxonomy places the organism in Eukaryota, Viridiplantae, Streptophyta, Magnoliopsida, Solanales, Solanaceae. The record is from RefSeq and is a predicted model, not a curated record. Bases 1112 to 1435 code for a protein of 107 amino acids. The transcript is spliced from 2 exons.